UCUGAUUCUGCGGAAGCGAGGGCUACAUGGAGAGUAACUGAAAAAAUGAAAUUCCAACCGCGAACUGGCGAAAACCGGUUCUUAGUGGAACCUAUAAAACCGCUUUGUUCACUCGAACUCAACUUCCUUAAACCCCCACUACGCCUCGACGCCCAAAUUCUCUCCAAAACCCUAAUUUACACUCCUCCUUCUCCCUCUUCCCUCGCCUCCCUGUGUUCCCCUCUCUCUCUCUGUAAACGGUGCUUCAAUGGCGACACCAUCGUUGGACGAAGCCACCGCCAAGGAAGUCCUCCGACAGGUGGAGUUUUAAUUCAGUGAUAGCAAUCUCCCGCGGGACAAGUUCUUAUCGAGCACCGUUGCAUCUAGCGAAGAUGGCUUGGUAAGCCUGGCACUGAUAUGCUCAUUCAAGAAAAUGAGGGGUUACCUGAAACUGCAAGAGGCCAAGCAGGAUGAAAUCCCAGACGAUACUUUGAAGGCAGUUGCUGAUACUCUUGCAAAAUCUGCUUCUCUCAAACUCUCUGAAGAUGGUAAGAGAGUUGGUAGGAUUGGUCCUCUAAUGAAACCAGAAGAGUUAGUGGAGCAAUUGGAUGGAAGAACGAUUGCAGCAUCGCCGUUGCCAUAUGAUGUGAGUCGCGAUGCAUUGCUGACGUUCUUCGGUCAAUAUGGCCAGGUCACUAGUCUGAGGUUGCCUAACCACAUAGCUAACAAAAGAGUAUUGUGUGGCACUGCUUUGGUUGAGUUUCCAACCGAUGAAGAGGCUGAGAAAGUCUUAGGUCAAAUAUUGGAAUUUGAAGGUGUACAGCUAGAACUGAAACCAAAGAAGGAAUUCGAUGAAGAAAGGCAGAGUAAAUUAGCAGAAUUUAGAGCUGCCAAUCCCCAAUGGAAUAAUGACAAUAACAAAAACUCGAGCUCACAGGCAGAGUACACGAAGGGGUUGAUUGUUGCUUUUAAAUUGAAAAGCAUUUCAACGGGAGAUGAAGCAAAACAGGAUGUCAACCAGGAAUCUGUUAAAGAUGGCGAGACUGGGCCUAAAUCAGCUGAAGAAAUGCCUACAAGUUCCGUGGAGAAAACUACCGAAGAAGGACAGGGGAAGGCUUCAGAAGAUGAUGCCGAUAAUAACAAGGAAGAAGUGGCUGCUAUGGAUACUGAUAAGGUUGAAAAGGCGGAUAAUGAAAAUGUCACUGAAAACAAGGAAACAAAGACUGAUGAGGGGGAGGAGUCGAACAAAGAUUCUGUUGAGAAGAAUGUGAAACAGGGUAACAAAUUUGACCUUUCUGCCUGCAAGAAUGACAAGAACAUCAUGUUGCGUGAGGAUCUGAAGGCUGUCUUCUCUAAAUUUGGCGCUGUGAAGUAUAUUGAUUUUAAAAUGGGAGAGGAUUCAGGAUAUGCGAGAUUCGAGAAACCUGAAGCUGGUCAAAAGGCUCGUGCUGCUGCAAUCUUGGCAGAGGAGGGAGGACUGACAGUUAAAAACUUCAUCGUCUCUUUAGAACCAAUAUAUGGUAAACAAACACAAUCUUUCACCCAUCUUUAGCAUGGCUAAUUCUUCUAUACUUUGCUCUAUAUGAGAGUGGAAAUGGACAAAUAGUGAUAGCAGCAUGAAUUAAGGAUGAUCUUGAACAGUUGCUCCUUCCAUGUUUAGUGUGGUGAUGUAAAUUAAAUGCCGAGUAAUCAGGAGUUAGAUAUAGCAAUCCUCUUAAGUAUUCUCAGCAGCUCAUACUUUUGAUUAGCCAACUAUAAGAGACCAACAUUCUGUGUGGGGCAUGUAGGCGAUAAGGAAGCGGAGUAUUGGGCCCAGGUCCGAACCAAUCAAGACAACCGCAAAGCUAGCUUCAGCAAUCGAGGAGGAAGGGGAGGCAGGUUCCACCGUGGCGGUAAGCAUCCUCAUUCUAGGGAUAAUGAUUCGGGAAGAGGUGGUCGUAACAAGUUCCAGAAGGUUGGAGCCUGAGUUUGAAUCUCGGCAAAACCAGCUUUGCUAGGAGAAGACUCUCAAAAGGAGUGUGGGGUUAUUGAUUUCCCAUGCACAGACCUUGUGAUGAGCUUCUAAUGCCUCUUUAUGAUCUCUCUCUCGCCUAUGCUAUUGUCUGAUGGUGAUUGAGACUGGAGAGGAUGGUGAGGGAAUGUUUGUUUAGUAAAACUUGGUGAAGUUGUUAUAUUCCGUAGAAAGAAAUUUUGCUUUGAGCCUUUUAUAAUGCAUGGUAUUAUUUGAAGCUUUUUUGCUGGCCACCAUUUCCCUUCUUUGUUAUGGAUCGAAAUUAGCUCAGAUGAUGGGUUGGUUAACAAGUUCAUAUGUAUCACAUGGAUAGACUUGAUUGUGUUUCGAGAGUUAGCAAUGACUAUUCUAUUCUCUUUUGCGU
This is a messenger RNA of Linum tenue, 2354 nucleotides long. Lineage: Eukaryota; Viridiplantae; Streptophyta; Magnoliopsida; Malpighiales; Linaceae. The record is from the annotation of a GenBank genome assembly.